Messenger RNA from Seriola aureovittata, 3835 nucleotides. It is a transcript of the gene slc25a51b, whose product is annotated as solute carrier family 25 member 51b. Lineage: Eukaryota; Metazoa; Chordata; Actinopteri; Carangiformes; Carangidae. The transcript has 2 exons. The record is from RefSeq and is a predicted model, not a curated record. Bases 202 to 1149 code for a protein of 315 amino acids.
GCGCAUGCGCCGAAGAGUUACUGCUGCGGUCACCUGCUGCUGUAGCUGCAGACACGACCUAUAGUCAGUGGUGGCCCUAAUCACCCUGCAAAAACUGCACUCCACCUGUCCAGGGGCAGGACAAGGACUGGCGUACACGGCAGAGUGCAUACUUUACGGAGUGUGGUGCUGAUGUGAUGUUGGAGGAUCAGGCUGUGGUGCAUGGAGCCUCCCAUGGCUGUUAGCACCAUGGACUCGGAGUCAGCCCGGACACCUCAGCCCCAGGCUGCCCUGACUAAAGGAGGCCACUCCCUGCUGCAUGCUGGGGCUUUAAGUGCCAUGCUGGGCCCUCAAGGGAAGCACUAUGUCUGUGGCUCCAUUGCAGCUUUUACCAAUAUCGUGGUGACCUUCCCUAUCCAGAAGGUGCUGUUCCGCCAGCAGCUGCAUGGUGUGUUGGCCACUGAGGCGGUGCGGCAGCUUCAAAGAGAUGGGCUGAGGAAUCUUUACCGGGGCCUGUUGCCGCCGCUGCUCCAGAAGAGCACUACAGUCGCCAUUAUGUUUGGCCUGUACGAGGACUUCUCCAGAGUCUUAUUGGACCUGGCUGAUAGCAGUGGUGUGCCGGAGUUGGUUACACGGAGCUUUGCUGCAGCAUUGGCAGGAACUGCAGAGGCCAUCCUGACGCCGUUUGAACGCGUGCAGACUCUCCUACAAGACCAUCGGCACCACGCCCGCUUCAACAACACGGCCCACACCUUCCGGACACUUCUGACUGAGUAUGGUGUCAGAGAGUGUUACCGUGGCCUUGUGCCUAUACUACUCCGCAAUGGCCCUAGCAAUGUGCUCUUUUUCGGGCUCCGGGGGCCCAUUAAGGAGCAGCUCCCAGAAGCCACUAGCCGGGCAGGUCACUUGGUGAAUGAUUUUGUGUGUGGAGGGGUGUUGGGCGCAGCCCUUGGCAUUAUGUUCUAUCCAUUAAAUGUGGUAAAGUCUCGUGCUCAGUCUCAGGUUGGCGGGGCCUUCCAGCCUUGUGGGAAGGUGCUGCUAACAGUGUGGAGAGAGAGGGGUGGCAGCUUGGCUAUGCUCUUCAGAGGGGCCCACCUCAACUACCACCGUUCACUCCUCUCCUGGGGGAUCAUCAAUGCCACCUACGAGCUGCUGCUGAAGCUCAUAUGAAGAGGGGGUGACAAAAAGAAAGAAAGAGAGAGAAAAUAUUUAAAGGGAAAAACCUGUAAGGAGUAAUAGAGCCAGUUUGUAGAGAAGAAGGGUAAUUGUAAAGUAAAGCCGAUGCACUUGCUGUCUGGCAUUGUUUGGAGUUUCCGUAACUGAAAGACAGCAAUGAAGUUGCACUUCUGACAGGGGCCAACAGUCAUUGUGAGAUAACCACCUGCCAUUGUGACUAUUUACUGUUGUCAGAGUAUUAAAAACUAAACACACGCUUUAGCCUAUACAAAACUUGUGCCAGGGUCCAAUUCAAAUGCCCUUGUUUGCUCUGUGUACAAAAAUUUUGUGGAGCGAACUCCAGCGCUUUUUUUCACAGUUUCAAGCAAAGCUUACUUGACUGGAUAAACUGUUUUAUAGGAGAAGCUGUUUCUUUCUAUGUGCUGUGUGCUGUGCUGUUUUGUAGACAAUAUCCAUCUGUUUUUGUUUUUUUUGACCUAGAGCACUUUGUCUGUGAAGCUGAAUUUCUGCCAUUUAACUCAAACACUUUUGUGCUUUGACCAUUGAAAUACCCCAAGAAUUACUGUCAAAAAGAAUGUAAUAAACUGUGUGAGCGUUGGCCCUUUUAUUUCUCGUUAUACUCACUCUCCACCAAUUCAGAGUACAUGUCGAGGAUAUCAGGAGGCUAAGAAAUUGCUAAAAUGAGUAUUGGAGAUGUACAUAUUCUUGGACAUACUGUCCAGCAGACACAGGCUAUUUUAAAACCAUUUCAACUUUCACACAUAAUUCAUCUAUGUGAACUGCAGAGUCAAGUAUUGUUUGUCUUGAUUUAUUUUCUGAAGUGCUAGUGGCAGGUUGUGUCUGUUAUUUGAGUGUUGACAAGUGCCCAUUGAUGUAUAUGUCAGUAAAACAUACAGUUACACCCAUAUCUUGUCUGUUUUUAUAAUUUAUUGAAAGAGAGAAAAAUAAUAUAAAACCUUCACUAUUCUAUUGUAACAAAAUUGGACAGAAAAUGUUUUCCCUUUAUUUUUGACAAAACCUUUGCAGCUUCUGAAAAAAACCUAUGGCAUUGAGAGCUAUGAUGAAAUUCAUUUGACUAUGCACUGUUGCUGCAUUUGCUCAUUUUUGGGCCAUUGUUCAUUUAUUGUGCUCCCUGAUGUUUGUUUCGUUUUUAUAAACUUAAAUGUCACUUCUUUUUUUUUCAUGAAUCUCUCACUCUUUUAUAUUUUCUCCUCACGCUUGUUCUCCUCUCUGUCAGUAACAUCUGUUGACAUAAUGGGCUCAGAUUUUAAGCUUGAGUAGCUGCAGUCACCACGCGGCAGCUCUCGCUGGAUACAACGGCCCAAAGAGGAAAGGCAUGCUGCUUGGACACUGAAAGAGAGACUGAACUAUAAUGGUGCUGAGAGAAGACAGAGGCAGAGGGUAAUGUUCAGUGGCACAAAAAGCUCAAGCUGCUAUGAAAAUGGUUCACUUGGCCUAUUUCUUAAGUGUUUUUUUUUUUGGUUUUUUUUUUGUCCACACUACUGUGUUUCAGUACAUCUUUUUAGGAUUUUCCAGGGUUUCCUCUUUGAAAGUACAACUUUGUAUUGUUAGGUUUUGAAAGCAGGACAUCCUCGCUGAUACUAAAUAACGCUGUUUAUAAUUACCACUUCUCGUGAAGCACAGGUCACCCAAUCACUAUAAAAAUGUCAAAUUAAUAUUAGCAGUCGAAUUAAAUGUUUAAAAUCAAUCCAAUAAAAAUGUUAACAGGUUUGGCUUCAUUCACCGAAAACGGUGACAAAUGUUUCAUUUGAGUAACAGACGCAUGUACAUUAUGAAAGUUAAUGGCUUCUGUGUGUUGUGACCUGUGUGUGCCGGUCCUCACCAUGACUCUUACUUCACAAUACCAUGUCUCAUUUAUCCUGCCUAUUCUUGCCCAAAUAUGCACUGUAAUCCCUUCUUUGUAAUCAGUCACACAAACAGCAUCACCAUUACAAUGAUGUAUUGUAGUCAAGCUGAACAGUGAACAAACACACAAGUAUUUUGUGUAGUUUAACAACUCAAUCUGCUGUUUUACUAUGUAUUUAAUCGUAGAAGUGGCUCUCGCAGCAGCACUGCACUGUCGGACCAUGUUAUGUACAUGUGCGACGGUGCAUAGUGCGACUUUCUAGAUUACUGUGUCAUGAAGUCAGACUGCAGAUAAUGAUCAGAUUAAGGGCAAUCUGACAUGGGUACUUUGGAUCAGGGCGGGUUGAGCUGCUGUAGUUACAAAGCCUCUCAGCUCUCGCUGCUUCUUUCCACCCUAAAAAAAUGUGUCUUUCUGAUGAUCAUCUUUGGUUAAAUCUUAAAUUUUUACAUUCAAAUUCAUUAUUUAAGAAUGUAUUUUAAUAAUAGGAGUGGAAAUGUUGCUCUAACUCAGCUGGCUCUGUAAAUAAUUUAGAGACGUUCCCUGUACCAAAAGAGAGAGAGAAAAGAGAAAGCAGGCCGCAGCAAUCCAUGCACAGAUAAACACUGCCUUGAUGUGAAUGCUCAUUAACUAAUUAGUGGUGGAAAGAUCGUACAAAUAGUGAGGCAAUUGAGACUGCUUAGAUAUAUCUUCAGGUCUUCUUUCUGUGUGCUGUUGUUACAUAUAAGAGCUUAUAUGAAACUGUAUGUUUGUACAUUAAAUUAAUGUGACACAAUACAAGGAGACAAAACGCAAACACUUGGAUCUCCAACAUUA